ACCUUUCAAUAUCCUUCGUUACUUUUAAAAUAAAUGCAAUAGUGUAUUUAUAAAUAGAGAGAAGAAAGUGGUGCAGAAAGGGAGAGAGUAGAGUGUGAGAAGUGAAGAAAAUGUGGAGACUUAAGAUGGGAAAAGGAGAAAAUGAGAGUUACUUAUUCAGUUCCAAUAACUUUGUGGGAAGACAAACAUGGGUCUUCAAGGCUAAUGAAGGCACUCAUCAAGAACAAGCUCAAAUAGAAGAAGCACGUCUUAGUUAUUACCAGAAUCGCCUCAAUGUCCCAUGCAGCAGCGACUUCCUUUGGCAAUUUCAGUUUCUAAGAGAGAAAAAGUUUAGACAAACAAUUCCCAAAGUGAGAGUGAAUGAAGGAAGAGAUGGUGAUGAGGAAAUAAGAAUAACAAAGGAAACAGCCAGCAAUGCAAUGAGGAGAGCCACGAACUUGUUUGCAGCCUUACAAAGUGACCAUGGCCAUUGGCCUGCUGAAAACUCUGGCCCCUUGUUUUAUUUCCCUCCAUUGGUAUUUGCAUUGUACAUUACAGGACAUCUUGGCAUCAUAUUCACAGAAGAGUAUCGAAAGGAAAUCCUUCGCUAUGCAUACUGUCAUCAGAACGAAGAUGGAGGAUGGGGACUAAACAUCGUGGGAGAAAGCUGCAUGCUCUGUACUGUCCUAAACUAUAUUGAACUUCGUUUAUUGGGAGAAGAAGCUGAUAAGGAAGCAUGUGAUAGAGGUAGAAAAUGGAUUCUGGAUCAUGGAGGUGCUCUUUACACUCCUUCUUGGGGAAAGAUUUGGCUAUGUAUUUUGGGGGUUUACGAGUGGGAGGGAACAAACCCUAUGCCUCCAGAAAUUUGGAUGUUUGGGAAAAUACUUCCUCUGAAUCUCGGAGGGUUCUUAUGCUACACAAGAUUGACAUUCCUUCCUAUGUCAUAUUUAUAUGCGAAGAGGUUUGCGGGACCCCUCACUCCUCUCAUUCUUCAACUGCGUCAUGAAAUCUAUAUCCAACCUUACAAUGACAUCAAAUGGAAUCCUGCUCGCAAUUUCUGUGCAAAGGAAGACAAAUGCUUUGAACGUUCGAUACUUCAGAAGGCAGUAUGGGAUGUUUUUCAAUACAUUGGAGAACCCAUUUUUAAUAGUUGGCCCUUUAACAGAUUAAGAGAUAGAUCACUCCAAAUAGUAAAAGGCUAUAUUCAUUAUGAAGACCAAAAUAGUCACUUCAUUACCAUUGGAUGUGUGGAAAAGCCAUUGUUCACACUUAUUAGUUGGAUUGAUGAUCCUAAUGGAGAAACUUACAAGAAACAUCUUGCAAGAAUUAAAGAUUACUUAUGGGUUGGUGAAGAUGGAAUGAAGAUGCAAAGUUUUGGUAGUCAAUCAUGGGAUGCUGCUUUUGCCAUGCAAGCCAUAAUUGCAACAAAUCUCCACCAUGAAUUCUCAGACACACUUAAGAAAGGGCACGACUUCAUUAAACAAUCCCAGAUUAGAGAAAACCCUGGUGGUGAUUUUCCAAGUAUGUAUCGUCAUAUGUCAAAAGGAAGUUGGACAUUCUCUGAUAGAGAUCAUGGAUGGGGAGUUUCUGAUUGUACAGCAGAAAAUUUAUUGUGUUGUUUAAAACUUUCGACGAUGCCUUCACACGUUGUAGGAGAAGCCAUGGAACCCCAAUGCUUUUUUGAAGCAGUGAAUUUCAUACUAUCCCUCCAAGUAAUUAUUGCCAAAAAUGGUGGAGUCUCAGCUUGGGAACCUUCUGGCAUUCUGCCCUCUUGGCUUGAGGAACUGAAUCCAGUGGAAUUCUUUGAAUAUACAUUAUUGGAGCGUGAAUACGUUGAAUGCACAUCAUCAGCAAUACAAGCUCUAGUUCUAUUUAAGAAGCUAUUUCCAAGUCACAGGAAGAAGGAGAUUGAGAAUUUCAUAGAAAAGGCAGAAAAUUUCAUUAAACAAUUACAGAAAGAAGAUGGAUCAUGGUAUGGAAAUUGGGGAAUAUGUCACAUUUAUGCUACUCUUUUUGCCAUUAAAGGAUUAGUAGCGACUGGAAACACUUAUGAUAAUUGCUUGGAAAUAUCAAAAGCUGUGGAGUUUCUACUUAAAAUUCAAUGUGAAGAUGGUGGAUGGGGAGAAAGCCAUAUUUCUUGUUUUAAAAGAGUACAUACUCAUCUUCCAAACAAUGCUUCCAAUCUUGUUCAAACUUCAUUUGCCUUGAUGGCUUUGAUCCAUUCUCAACAGGGAAAGAGAGACCCAACUCCUCUUCAUCGUGCUGCAAAGUUAUUGAUCAAUUCUCAAUUGGAUGAUGGUGAUUACCCUCAACAGGAAGUAGCUGGAGUGUUUAUGAACACUUGCAUGUUACACUAUUCAUUGUACAAGAAUGUAUUUCCAUUGUGGGCACUUGGCGAGUAUUGUAAUAACAUUUUGUUCCCAUAGUCUCUACUUUCAAUUACCAUGCAAAUUUAUCUAAAUUAUUAAUAGGACAUACACAUUAAUGUUUCUCCUUUUCUUCUUAGCUUCAUCUUACCAUUUUCUAUAGCAAUAUAUAUAUUUGAUUAUUUUUAAACAAAG
Cucumis sativus (cucumber) is the source of this 2540-nucleotide messenger RNA. RefSeq names its product lupeol synthase. The record is from RefSeq and is a predicted model, not a curated record. Gene Ontology annotation, cellular component: lipid droplet. The transcript has 15 exons. Lineage: Eukaryota; Viridiplantae; Streptophyta; Magnoliopsida; Cucurbitales; Cucurbitaceae. Gene Ontology annotation, molecular function: beta-amyrin synthase activity. The coding region runs from base 111 to 2405 and encodes 764 amino acids. Gene Ontology annotation, biological process: triterpenoid biosynthetic process.